Drosophila kikkawai is the source of this 2045-nucleotide messenger RNA. It is a transcript of the gene Shawn, whose product is annotated as shawn. Gene Ontology annotation, biological process: mitochondrial transmembrane transport. The record is from RefSeq and is a predicted model, not a curated record. Gene Ontology annotation, cellular component: mitochondrion. NCBI's taxonomy places the organism in Eukaryota, Metazoa, Arthropoda, Insecta, Diptera, Drosophilidae.
UCGGCUGGCCAGCGGCCGCACUCCAUACGAUUUUCGGGGAACGUGUGGAAAUGGGACAUAGGGGAGAAGGUGUUUUAUUUUGGACCCGGAAACUAUUUCACAAUGACCAAGUGGCUUGCCUAAUUGGAGCGUUUAGUGUCCUACGUUUAGACAGCCAUUAACUGCUGUCAUAUCUCGCCCAAUCAUCUCAUCAUUCAUCCCCGCACUCAUAUUUCCAUCCAAUCGCCGCCAGCCUACCGACAAAACACCUAGCGAAGACACACUCGUGCUCCGGCUACAACAAGAACAGCAGCAGCAGGAGAUAUGGCCACACGGGGGCCCUGUACACAUCUGGCGGCUGUAGCAGCAGCAGCGGCAGCGACCCCAAGCCAAAGCCAAUCGAAGGUCACGAUGACGGAUCCCCGGUUCCGGAUCCGUCCCCUGCAGCAAGUGGCCUCCGCCUGCAGCGGCGCCAUGGUAACCGCCUGCUUCAUGACCCCAUUAGAUGUGAUCAAGACCCGGCUGCAGGCCCAGCAACAGGCGCUGCUAUCGAAAAAGUGUUUCCUCUACUGCAACGGCCUCAUGGACCACAUUUGCCCCUGUGGCCCGGACACACCCAAUCCGGCAGCCGCGAAGCCGGCUCCCAGAUUUUCUGGCACCAUUGACGCAUUCAUCAAGAUUAGCCGCACCGAGGGCAUCGGCUCGCUGUGGUCGGGACUUAGCCCCACGCUCAUCUCGGCCCUGCCCUCGACCAUCAUUUACUUCGUGGCCUACGAACAGUUCAAGGCCCGCUUCACCGACAUCCACUACAAGUACCUGGGGCUGUGGAACGCAACACCAACAACAGCUGGCCAUGGCCGUGACAUUCCACUACCGAUACCGAUGCUGGUGCCCCUGCUGGCGGGCGUAACGGCCCGCAUUUUGGCCGUCACCUGUGUCAGUCCCGUCGAGCUGAUUCGCACCAAGAUGCAGUCGCAGCGGAUGACGCACGCCGAGAUGUUUGGCACCAUACGCCAGGUGGUGCAGUCGCAGGGCGUGUUGGGCCUGUGGCGCGGUUUGCCGCCGACGAUACUGCGCGACGUGCCCUUCUCGGGCAUAUACUGGACCUGCUACGAGUACCUCAAGAGCUCCUUUGGCGUGGUGGAGCCAACGUUUGGCUUCAGCUUUGCGGCCGGAGCCAUAUCGGGAUCGGUGGCCGCCACCAUUACCACGCCGUUUGAUGUGGUGAAAACGCACGAGCAGAUCGAAUUCGGCGAGAAGUUCAUAUUCUCAGGUAGGCCCCUUGCCGUGCAGAUUGCUGCCGCCAGCUCCCACACACACAUUGACAAUGGUUCGAUUUGCAUUACGGCAGAUAAUCCACCCAAGCAGGUGGCCACCAAGUCGGUGGCUGAGCGCCUGGUCAGCAUUUAUCGCCUGGGCGGAGUUUCUGCAAUUUUCGCUGGACUCGGGCCGCGUCUCUUCAAGGUGGCGCCCGCGUGUGCCAUAAUGAUUUCGUCCUUCGAGUAUGGCAAGUCCUUUUUCUACCACUACAACAUUGACCAGCACAAGCGACAGGCUGAGGCAGAGCCUCCGGAUGUAUGAAUCGCGCCAACGGGAGCUCUCCCAACCACGUUGAUCGAUGUAAAUAUGUAAAUUAAAGGCCGGAGGUUGACAGGUAAUCGGCAAGCAGGCAUAGUCUGCGGGCGGAUACGGUCUGCUCAGUUGCUGGGGCUUCGUUUUGGCAAUUGGUAAAUUGUAAAGUGAAAUAAAAUUAUUGUUUUUCAACCGACAAGUCGGCCAUGGCCAUGCCCAUUCCCAUUCCCAAACCAAAGAUUUCGAUUCUCCAGCUAUACUGGCCAGUCUGGAUUUACUUAGCUUAAGUCCUAGCGCAAUCGAGAGGCAACUGGUCAUCAUAUUUAUCACGAAACACGAUUUUUUUUUAUUUUGCAACUUCCAAGGGGAACUUGGCUCCCUUUCCAUAAUCUUAGGAGGCCAGGAAAUCGCACAUUAACCACCUUAUUGGUUACACAAAUGGGCUUCUUUGUUGUUCAUCCUGUUAAAAAUAAAAUAAAUCGUUUUUAAAUGAA